Penicillium psychrosexuale is the source of this 1710-nucleotide messenger RNA. RefSeq names its product DEAD-box ATP-dependent RNA helicase DBP2. Gene Ontology annotation, cellular component: ribonucleoprotein complex; cytoplasm; nucleus. Gene Ontology annotation, biological process: rRNA processing. The record is from RefSeq and is a predicted model, not a curated record. Bases 1 to 1710 code for a protein of 569 amino acids. Lineage: Eukaryota; Fungi; Ascomycota; Eurotiomycetes; Eurotiales; Aspergillaceae. Gene Ontology annotation, molecular function: RNA helicase activity; ATP binding; RNA binding. The transcript is spliced from 6 exons.
AUGUCGUACGGAGGUGGCUACUCUCGCGGUGGCGGCGGCGGCGGUGACUCCUACCGCUCUCGCGGAGGUGACAGCGGCUACUCUAACGGUGGCUCCGGUGGUGGUGGUUACAGCGGCGGCGGUGGUGGUUACGGCGGUGGCCGUGGAGGUGGUUACAGCGGUGGCGGCGGCUACGGUGGUGGUGGUGGUGGUGGUGGUGGUUACGGCGGCGGUGCUGCCGGUGGUGACCGCAUGAACAACCUCGGCGCCGGCCUGAAGACUCAGGACUGGGAUCCCAACACCAUGCCCAAGUUUGAGAAGUCAUUCUACAAGGAGCACCCCGAUGUCACUGCGCGCUCGGAGGAAGACAUUAUCGCCUUCCGCAAGGAGAAGGAGAUGGCCAUUCAGGGUACCAAUGUGCCCCGUCCUGUCGAAACCUUCGACGAGGCUGGUUUCCCCGCGUACGUUUUGUCUGAGGUCAAGGCUCAGGGCUUUGACGCUCCUACUGCUAUUCAGUCCCAGGGCUGGCCCAUGGCUCUGUCCGGACGCGAUGUCGUCGGUAUUGCCGAGACUGGUUCCGGCAAGACUCUGAGUUACUGUCUCCCCGCUAUUGUUCACAUCAACGCUCAGCCUCUCCUCGCCCCCGGCGAUGGACCCAUUGUUUUGGUCUUGGCUCCUACUCGUGAGUUGGCUGUCCAGAUUCAGGCUGAGAUUACCAAGUUCGGAAAGUCCUCCCGUAUUCGCAACACCUGUGUCUACGGUGGUGUCCCCAAGGGUCCUCAGAUUCGUGACCUCUCCCGCGGUGUUGAGGUUUGCAUUGCCACCCCCGGUCGCCUGAUUGAUAUGCUCGAGGCUGGCCGUACCAACCUUCGUCGCGUCACUUACCUCGUUCUUGACGAGGCUGAUCGUAUGCUUGACAUGGGUUUCGAACCCCAGAUUCGCAAGAUCAUCGGCCAAAUUCGCCCUGAUCGUCAGACUUGCAUGUGGUCCGCUACCUGGCCCAAGGAUGUCCGUCAGCUCGCUUCUGAUUUCCUCAACGACUACAUUCAAGUCAACGUCGGCUCCACAGAUCUCUCCGCCAACCACCGCAUCACCCAGAUUGUCGAGGUCGUCUCGGACUUUGAGAAGCGUGACAAGAUGAUCAAGCAUCUUGAGAAGAUUAUGGAGGACCGCUCCAACAAGUGCAUCAUUUUCACAGGUACCAAGCGUGUCGCAGAUGAGAUUACCCGAUUCCUCCGUCAGGACGGCUGGCCCGCGCUUUCCAUCCACGGUGACAAGCAGCAGAACGAGCGUGACUGGGUCUUGAACGAGUUCAAGCAAGGCAAAAGCCCCAUCAUGGUGGCCACCGACGUGGCCUCGCGUGGUAUUGACGUGCGCGACAUCACUCAUGUGCUCAACUAUGAUUACCCCAACAACUCGGAGGACUAUGUCCACCGUAUUGGUCGUACUGCUCGUGCCGGUGCCAAGGGUACCGCCAUUACCUUCUUCACCACUGACAACUCUAAGCAGGCUCGUGACUUGAUCACUAUCCUCACUGAAGCUAAGCAGCAGGUUGACCCCCGUCUUGCCGAGAUGGUUCGCUUCGGCGGCGGCGGCGGUGGUGGUCGCUGGGGUGGCCGUGGACGUGGUGGUGGCCGUGGUGGCUGGGGUGGUGGUCGCGGCGGCGGUGGUGGUGGUGGUGGUUUCACUGCCUCCAACUCUGCUCCCGUCGGCGGCAACCGUCGUUGGUAG